Messenger RNA from Beta vulgaris subsp. vulgaris (sugar beet), 897 nucleotides. RefSeq lists its product as uncharacterized. NCBI's taxonomy places the organism in Eukaryota, Viridiplantae, Streptophyta, Magnoliopsida, Caryophyllales, Amaranthaceae. Gene Ontology annotation, molecular function: zinc ion binding; nucleic acid binding. The transcript has a single exon. The record is from RefSeq and is a predicted model, not a curated record. The coding region runs from base 1 to 897 and encodes 298 amino acids.
AUGCUCUCGAGUGAAGAAGUGCGAGCGAAAACACUCUCGAGUGAGGAAAAUGACCUGCUGCAAAGGUCGAAUAAAAAGUUUAAGAGAUUGGAGUGUGAUUCUCCUACUGAGGGUAAUGAUGUGUCCAUGGUACCGGAUACUAUGGAUACAACAUUGAAUCUGAACAAGACUAUUUCAUAUAGUCAAGCAGCGAGAGGGUUUGGGGGCUCAAGAAACCCUUUGUUUGAAGGAGAGGUUCCGGACUCAGAAAUCAUCUCCGAAGAUGAACAAGAAUCAGAUGAUGAUUCAGGGGAUUUGGCUUGCCCUACUAUUAGGCUAACGCGAGAGGAAAAAAGGAGAAUCAGAGUCCCAUGGAAGAACUCGUUGAUUAUCAAGUUAUUUGAUAAGAAACUUGGGUAUGAUGUUCUGAUGAGGAGGUUAAAGGCAAAAUGGACCUUAAAGGGAGAGAUUGCCUUAAUUGAUGUUGGCCAUGCUUACUAUGUGGUUCGAUUUAGUAAUCUCGAAGAUUAUGAUUUUGUCCUCACCCAAGGACCUUGGAUGAUAGGGGAGAGUUAUCUUACGAUCAAAAAAUGGGUUCCAAACUUCAUAGCUGAUGAAGCCCCAAUCAAGACUCUCACUGCGUGGGUCAGGAUCCCCCAUCUAUCAGUGGAAUAUUUCGAUAAGCAGAUUUUACAUAAGAUCGGAUCCAAAAUAGGCAACGUGAUAAAAAUUGACCGCAAUACAGCUUCAAUGGAUAGGGGUCAAUAUGUAAGAUUCUGUAUUGAAGUGGAUUUAUCCAAACCCUUGCUAUCAAAGUUUAAACUUAAUAAGAGGACAUGGAUCAUUCAGUAUGAAGGAUUGAAAAUGAUUUGCUUUAAGUGUGGCCAUUUGGGACACAAAGAGGACAAUUGUACUUAG